Daldinia childiae is the source of this 1050-nucleotide messenger RNA. RefSeq lists its product as uncharacterized. NCBI's taxonomy places the organism in Eukaryota, Fungi, Ascomycota, Sordariomycetes, Xylariales, Hypoxylaceae. The record is from RefSeq and is a predicted model, not a curated record. The transcript has 3 exons. Gene Ontology annotation, cellular component: endoplasmic reticulum; SNARE complex. Gene Ontology annotation, biological process: retrograde vesicle-mediated transport, Golgi to endoplasmic reticulum. The coding region runs from base 1 to 1050 and encodes 349 amino acids.
AUGACCGAUCUAACUCCCGUUUUCAAUGGCUUCCUUAAGCAACAUGAAGCUUCUAUUACAAAAAGAAGCUUUAGCUUGGACACCUUGGAUGAUUUUCUGAAGGAAGCUUAUAGAAUAGCAACUUCACUCCACGCCGACCUUAGGAAUAUACGACAGUCGUAUCUCUCGACUGCCCAACCGCGAAAGACCUUGAUUCGAUCGGCGCAUUUAGACAAACAAUCGAGGCCGCUCUCUGAUCGAGAACGCGAGGAGAUAGAUGCAAAUUCAAAGAAAAUGCUACGCGAGCUCAAUGCGAGCAUCCGCCGCCUCGAAGAUGUCGAGAAAGCACGAUCAGAAAUCGAGUCUAGGAUAAUUGAGAAGAAAUUCGCUCGCGGUUUAGGUGCGCUAGGAGCAUGGGCGGCAGGUGGCGCAUCGAUUAGCAGAUCGUCAGAACAUGUUGAAGCCGAAGAACGAGUGAAGACCAUUCGCAAUCAUCGGGAUAGCGUAUUGUGGCUCCUCCGGCACCGACUCCAAGAAUGCGUCAAGACACAACAAGAUAUGAUGGAAAUACGGUUAAUGAGGGAAAUGGAGAAGAGUAGGAGUGUGCUAGCUAAGUCACGAAACCACGAUAUUUCUCUAGGCGCGUUAGCGAGUGCGCAAGAGGCGGGAAGUCUUGCGGGGCCGAAAAGGAGGGCAAGUCAAGCAUUGCCUCCCGACGAGGCACCGACCUAUGCCCCAACAGGAGAUUUAACUACAGAACAAAUACAAAUAUUCGAGAAGGAUAACCAAGAUAUGCUCAAACAUUACGAGAGCACAUUAGAUCAAGUCAGGACUGCAGAAAAGUCACUGCUUGAAAUAUCAGAGCUCCAGACGCAACUCAUAGACACGUUAACGACACAAUCGGCGGGUAUUGAGCAACUAGUGACUGAUUCAGAAAAGACGACCGAGAAUAUAGGGGGAGCUAACAGACAGCUCGGGGAAGCAACACGGAAAGCAAGCCCAGCGAGGUACACAUUUUUUGCAACUUGCGGCUUAUGCGCAUUUUUGAUAGUAUGGGAUUUAGUUAUAUAA